Brassicogethes aeneus is the source of this 3102-nucleotide messenger RNA. Lineage: Eukaryota; Metazoa; Arthropoda; Insecta; Coleoptera; Nitidulidae. The record is from the annotation of a GenBank genome assembly.
UUUGACAGAUGAAUAACCUAACAUAACAUAAGUAAAUAAAGUUAAUUAUCUCGAAAAAAACGUAAAUAUCGUAACAAUGACCGAUAUAUUCGAUCAAUUCGAACAAGCUUCGAUGAAAACGAAGUCCAAUAGUCUAAGCAACGCCGAAAUGAGUACUUUGGGGUACAUAAAUAUGACCACAGAGCAGGAAGUUCCCAUAUUCAAUAAAAGCAAAAAGGAUUUUAGACCGCCCGAUAAAUUUACGCAUGUAGCUAUAUCGAACAAAUACUUUGUAGGGGCUAUGCAUGAUGGUACUCUUAUAAGAAUGAAUUUGCACAACCCACAAGAAACAGACCGAAUAACUCUUACAAAAUAUACGCCAAAGCUAAAGUUAUCAAACCUAUUUCUUGACCCAAAUGGGAAUCAUCUAUUGCUCACUCUAGCGCCCAAGCCACUUAUGGGGCCCGAAGUGGGGCCGGAAUUGUUAUACUUGUCAAGAAAAUCGACUAAAUUAAAGUCUACAAGUAAAUUUAGGGGUCACGAGAUCACAGAAGUGGCAUGGUGUUUAACAAAUGAUUCUGAGAGCACUACAGGUCCCAUUUUAUUAGGCACAUCAAAAGGUCUAAUUUUUGAAACGGAAUAUGUUUUGGAAGGAGAAAAAUUCUUUACCGCCGGGUUUUCCUCAAACUUGGAGCAAUAUUGGAGACAGCUGCCCAAUUAUUUACCUUUAUACGGUAACAAAGAAGUGGAGGGGUUGGUUUUUGACAUUGGCAAAGGCACCAACACCCCGAUAACAGGCUUGGAGUACUUCAAAGUACACUCGAACAACCGCUACGUUAUUUUCGCCGCCACGCCGUCCAGACUUUACUAUUUCACCGGGAAAGCCGACUUGGACGAAAAACCGUUACUGCAGCAGGUGUUCAACAAAUAUCUGAACGUACCGGAACCGGAAACGUUCAUAGAGCGAGGCAGCGCGCUGCGAUACUCGCGCAUACAGUUCUGGUCGGAGAAUCUGGUCACCCCGAACAGUUUCGCUUGGAUAACUGAAGGUGGCGUCACCUAUGGGGAGUUUGACCCCAACGUGGACGAAAGUAUCGCCUCUAUCGAUAAAAAAUGCAAAGUGGUCGGCUAUCCAAAGCCUCAGUACGAAGAUUAUUCCGUCUCGCCAAAAUAUCCGCAUUCCAUAGCACUGACGCAAUUCCACAUACUUUUGGCUUACAAUGACUCCAUCAAAGGGGUUUGUUUAUUGAACCAAGAAGUUGUGUAUGAGGAUAACUAUAAUGAAGCAUUUGGGAGGCUAAUAAACAUUAUCAAAGACCAAAAAACAGGUGAAAUAUGGGCUGUGACGGAAAGCGCGGUCUUUCGCUUCAAAAUAACGCGCGAAGAACGCAACGUCUGGAAAAUAUUCUCCGACAACCAGCAAUUCGACCUGGCCAAAAAAUAUUCACGCGGAAACGAAGCUAGCUACAACCAGGUGCUGAUAAAAGAGGCCGACAUGCUCUUCAACGGCAAGGAGUACGAACUGAGCGCCCAGAGGUACGCCGAGACUCAGUCGAGCUUCGAGGAGAUCUGUUUGAAGUUCAUACAAGUCGAUCAGUCGGAUUCCCUAAAUAUUUUCUUGAGGAACAAGUUGGAUACCUUAAAGCCGCAGGACAAAACUCAAAUCACCAUGAUUGUGAUUUGGGUUGUGGAGUUGUACUUGAAUAAGUUGGAGGAGAAACGAUUGCAGGGUUUGGAGCAGACUGCCGGCUACGACGCCGUACAGAAGGAGUUUGAAACGUUUUUGGCUUUAAAGGAGGUUUCCGAUUGCAUUAGGAAAAAUAAACAGACUAUAUAUGAUCUAAUGGCCAGCCAUGGCGAUAAAAGCAACAUAAUAUGGCUCACCAUCGUCAAUAAGGACUUCGAGCAACUUAUUCGACAUCACAUCUACAAGAACAACUUCAGGGAGGCCUUGCAGGUGCUGAAAAGCCAAAACAACUUGGAUUUGUACUACCAAUUCGCCCCGAUUUUGAUGCAAGAAGAGCCCAAGUACAUGGUCAAAAGUAUCAUCGAGCAAGGGAAAAAAUUGCAACCUUUAAAGUUGCUACCGGCCAUGGUGAGUUACCAGGGCGAACUGCACGCCAGGGAGGUCAUGGUUUACCUUGAGUUUUGCAUAGACAAACUCAAAAGCACGGAAAAGGCGAUACACAACUUUUUGCUGUCUCUGUACGCGAAAUACGAUUCAGCCAAGUUGCUUGUGUAUCUCAACCAGCAAGGCCAAGAUAUGGUAAACUACGACAUUCACUUCGCUCUACGGCUGUGCUACGAAAGCAAGCUGACGUCAGCUUGUGUGCAGCUCUCGGGUUUGUUAGGUCUAUGGGAGUCGGCAGUGGAGUUGGCUUUGACAGUUAGCGUCGAUAAAGCCAUCGAGUUGGCAAACAUGCCUCCGGAAAACGAUUUGGAGCUGCGGAAAAAAUUGUGGCUUAAGAUAGCCCAACACGUCGUCAGCGGGAAAGACGACAUCCAGCAGGCUAUGCAAUUCCUCAAAAGGUGCGAUCUUCUAAGAAUCGAAGACAUUCUCCCGUUCUUCUCUGAUUUCGUGACCAUAGAUCAUUUCAAGGACGCCAUUUGUAAGUCCUUGAAGGAGUACAACCAAAACAUCAAGGAUUUAAAGGCUGAGAUGGAGGACGCGACGAAAUCGGCCGAGCAAGUCCGAGAAGAAAUCCAGUCCUUCAGAAAUAAAUUCACCAACAUCAGCAGUUCUGAUAUCUGUGAUUUGUGCAUUAAUAUUUUGAUGAUACGGCCCUUCUAUUUGUUUCCUUGCCAUCACAAGUUUCACAGCGAUUGCCUGCUACACGAGCUGAGUCCAUCCUUAGGUCCAGCGAAGAAAAAUCGCUUGUCAGAGUUGGAACGACAACUGAAACACAUAAACAACCAAAGCAACAUCGAUAAUUUAAGCACUGGCUCCACGGGAAUGUCAACCAAAGAUAUAAUAAAGGCAGAAAUUGAUAACAUUUUAGCAUCUGAAUGCGUAUAUUGUGGGGAAAAUAUGAUCAGAAAUAUUGAUAUGCCUUUCAUUAAAGAUAGCGAAUAUAAUUUAAUAUUGAAAGAAUGGGAAUAAACAUACAAAUAUACCUAUGACAA